This is a messenger RNA of Moneuplotes crassus, 2496 nucleotides long. Lineage: Eukaryota; Ciliophora; Spirotrichea; Euplotida; Euplotidae. The record is from the annotation of a GenBank genome assembly.
UUAAAUAAUAGGAAUUGAAGACAAAUGGAAGCCAAACCUAAUAGAAAGACUAAGAGGAUAUACUGUAGCCUAAUAUCUGUGAACAAGAGAUUAUCAGAAGGAAGAGCCCCAAAAACUGACUAUUCCAGUAGAUUAAGCUACGAUUUGGAGCAGAAUAAUCGAAGAAUUUCAGCUGCUGACAACUCUUUAAAAUUGAUACAGGAGAAAGCUAAGAAAAUAUUUGAAUUGAGUCCGAAAAAUUUACUAACUGAGAAAUCGCUCCAAUUCCUUGUGGAGCUUAUAGAUGCAAACUUCUCAACUAGACUUUUAAUGGAGAUAUUGAUGGUCAAAUGGAGUGACAAAGACAUGAUAAUUUCUGGAAAAAUUCAGCAAUGUUAUUCGAAAGACCUCCAGAAAAAUGAAGAGACUAAGGAACUCCCUCAGACUGGAAGGUUGAAUUAUUAUAAUCAGCAGAAGUGAGAAGGCACAUUGCUCCAGAGUAUCUUUGAUUGAAUGAAUAACUCCAGAAAUAAAUAGACUUAGAAAAUUUUCCUCUUACUUUUUAUGAUACUUCAGCUUUAACAACAGCAUUGUGCAGAACAAGCUCUGAGAGGGCUUUGGCUUCAGUCCAUUAUCAAGUGCAGUAAUCUUGAAUAAUUUUCCUAAGAAUCUCAAUAAAUCUACAGAUAAAAGGAAGAGUAAUAAAAACUCUAAACUCAUGAUAAUCAACCUUAUGAAAUUAUUGAAAAAUAAUUGUGAACAUCAGUACUCCCAGUAUAUAGAAGUAAAACCAAAGCAGAAAAAGUUGCUAUUCUUCUGUUACCCAGAGUUCAAGUCAAAUCUUGCCUCAUUAAAUGACUUUCCAGAUCCAUGGGAGUACUUAAUUGGGUUCUUUGUCUCUCAAAAGACUAAAUCUGAACAGGAAAUACCGUUGAUGGUAUCAGUCUCUUCUAAGCAAAAUUACUCAAGUUUUGAUCAAACUUAUGAGAAAGUUGAAAGCCCGAAGGACAGUAUGAAUGUUAAACUCCCGAAAAAUAGCCCUAAGACUUAUGUGUCAUCCAAGAUUACAGAGGAGAAUAAGAGUCAGAGUAGCAAAACUGCUCGGAAUAAUGUGUAUAAGCUCAAACCUCCAAAUCAAAGAAUCAACUUGUCUAAUAAUUCCAGGAAAGAAGAGAAAAAUCGGAAAAAGUAUAAGAAGAAUUUAGCCAGAUCACAGCUGAAAUAUUCUACUAACCAACCUACUUCAAAGAAGCAGGUGGAUAAAGGACUCUCUAUAACUAGCCGCCUCUCAAAGGAUUUCCAGAAUCGACCAGUACAUAGAUACUCAAAACUUUCAAAAUCGCUUCUAAAACCUGAGCAGAAGAGGACACCGAUUAUUAAGGCUGAGGUGGAUCAGAGUGUCAAACCUGAGAAAUUCAGGGCUUCUGAGUAUUACUAUCAAAUCACCAACAACAUCAACUUAAGUGUAGACAUUAACAAAUAAAUAUACUACAAGAACUGUGUUUAGCGAUAGACACCACUCUAUAAAUUCAGACUUGUCUAAGCCAUCAGAGAGUGAGAUGGUCAGGAGGAUAAACCAAAAAUAAAAGAAAGUUACAGACUAAGAGAGAUAUUGAUACAGCCAAGAAGACAGCUUCUAAACAUAUUUCCAUUGUACUUAAGCAUAAUAAGCCUAAUCUCCGCCAAGAGUUUGAUAUCCAACUGACUCAUGACCAGGAGAAGGAAGAGAAUUCUCCUAAAUUUAAGAAGAUGCAUAGGAACACUAAGAAGAAAAAGAAGUCAAUGUCGCCUAGAGGGCUGAAGAACUCCUUAGCAAAGUAUAGCGAGAAGAAGUCCUUCCACUCUGAUAAGAAGAAGAUUAAUAUGCAUUCUCCUGGAGCUAUAUAUUCACCUAAAGGAGACAAUAACCAUGAGAAAAAGCAAGAAGUGGGGAGAAAAAAAUUUUUAGGCUCUUAUUCUCCUAAGUGCAAUAAUCCAUCAACUACUGGUAUAUUUGAUAUAAAUGAAAUGUCUGAGCCCCUGCAUCAUAAUCCUCCCAGAACACUUCUUUCUAAGCCAAAAAUGGAGACAAAUUCUUUGCAGUUAUCUUUAACCAGGAUUGAUAAAAAUCUGGCCAAACUCAAUACGACUAGUCCUAAUUUCUACAAUUCUAAAAACUCUCAAAAAUCUUCAAAGCCGAGGAAAUUACAAAAAUUUGAAAAUCCAAAUAGAAGGCUUUCGGGUGUAAACAGCAAUAUUCAAAGUUCUAAUAGCUAUAUGACCUCACUGAAGACAUGGAAGUCUGGUAGCCUUGGUUCCAAAUUAAUCUCCCCACAUCAAUUCCAAGGGGCUAAGAAUACCAAAGUUUCACAGUUCCUAAUCCAAUCAGAUAGAAUGGAGGCUACUCAAGAAUCUAUAUCCGAAAAAUCAGCAGUCAUACCUCAGAACCAGGUUCCAUUAACAAUGAAAAAGAAGUUACCCUCAAAUCUCCCAAUGACAAGGAAGAUCUUAGACAGAAAUCACGACUAAAUUUAAUUA